Messenger RNA from Phascolarctos cinereus (koala), 5404 nucleotides. RefSeq names its product transmembrane protein 201 (gene TMEM201). The record is from RefSeq and is a predicted model, not a curated record. Lineage: Eukaryota; Metazoa; Chordata; Mammalia; Diprotodontia; Phascolarctidae. Gene Ontology annotation, molecular function: lamin binding; actin filament binding. Gene Ontology annotation, cellular component: nuclear inner membrane. Gene Ontology annotation, biological process: nuclear migration along microtubule.
GCGCGCGCGGCGCCGGCACGUUCGUGGAGCGGCUCCUGGCGUCGCACCGCCGGCCCUUCGCGCCCGAGCCACGCCGCUUUGUCCGCCCGGCCCGGCCCGGCCCGGCUGUGCUGCGCCGCUCGGCCCGUUCUGGUCGCGGGCCGCAGCGGGAGGAGCGGUCAUGGAGGCCGUGAGCGCGCUGCUGGCCGGCUGCCCCGCGGGCGGCCUGGCCGGCGGCCUCGGAGUUACCGUGUGCGCCGCCGCCGGCGUGCUGCUCUACAGGAUCGCGCGCAGGAAAAAGCCGACACACACAACUGUCAACUGCUGGUUCUGUAAUCAGGACACCGUGGUGCCCUACGGGAACCGGAACUGCUGGGAUUGCCCCAACUGUGAACAGUACAAUGGCUUCCAGGAGAACGGUGACUACAACAAGCCGAUCCCUGCCCAGUACCUGGAGCACCUGAACCAUGUGGUGACCAAUGCCGCGCCCUUCUGCGACAGCCCCCAGCCCCAGCAGUGGGUGAGCAGCCAGGUCCUGCUGUGCAAGAAAUGUAACAACCACCAGACGACCAAGAUCAAGCAACUGGCGUCCUUCGCGCCCCCCGGGAGGAGCCUCUGUUCUCAACAGGGUAAAUAUGAUGAGGAAAUUGAAGUCUACAGACACCAUCUGGAGCAGAUGUACAAGCUGUGCCGGCCCUGCCAGGCAGCUGUGGAGUAUUACAUCAAACACCAGAACCGGCAGUUGCGGGCUCUGCUGCUCAGCCACCAGUUCAAGCGGCGGGAGACAGACAAGACCUACAUGCAGAGCUUCUGUUCUUCACCAGUGACUGCUCCAGCCCAGGUCAUCCUCCUCCGACUCCUCGCCUUCCUCACCUGCAGCUUCCUGCUUGUCACUGCCCUGUGCGGCUCUGCCCGUCCCUUCUCCCCAGCUGCCUCCCGGAGCCCUGCUCUGCUGGCAGGGGGGAACGUCUCUUCCUCGGGGACCUCGGCCUCGUCCAACGCCACCGUUGAUCCAGGGCCCCUGGGUUGGCAUCAGCUGCUCCGCCUGCUUCCCGAGCGUGUGCUGGAGAAGCUUUGUGAGGCCUGGGACUUGGGCCAGAGCCACCAGAUGGUGGUGGUGGCGUCGGGCCUGCUCACCUGCCUUCUGGCCAUGCUGCUGGCUGGCCGCAUCAGGCUCCGGAGGAUCGAUGCCUUUUCCUCCUUCCUGUGGUUUCUGGUCCUGGGGCUGCACCUGGUAGAACGCUACUUAGAGAGGGACCCCCCCAGCUGGCUCGACACGCUCAAGUUCAGCGCCACAUCCCUGUGCUGCCUGGUGGGCCUCACUGCAGCUGUGGCUACACGGAAAGCAACGGGCCAGCGGAGAUACCGGCCCCGAAGGUAUCUCUCAGGAGACUCCAGUUCCUUCUUCCCCGGCAACAAUGGACUGGCCUUCCCAUACCCUCCAGUGUCGCCGACUCUGUUCGUCCCAGCCCCACCCACCUUCUUCCAUCUGACCAACCAGCAGGUGUUCAGGUCUCCACGACGGACAUCCUCUUCCUCCCUUCCAGGACGACUCAACAGGGCCCUCUCUCUGGGGACCAUCCCCACCCUGACCCGAGCAGAUUCAGGAUAUCUUUUCAGUGGGAGCCGCCCACCAUCUCAGGGAUCUCACUCCAAGGAGGCGCCUCUAUCAGAUUACUUCAGUCUGCUGUCUGGGAGCUGUGCGUCAUCCCCUCUUCCUUCCCCGGCUCCCUCCGUGUCAGAGUCUGUGGGCUCCAGCUCCGGUUCCCUUCGCCUCCGACGGCCUCUCAUCAGCCCGGCCCGCCUCAACCUGAAGGGGCAGAAGCUUCUGCUGUUCCCGUCCCCGGGGGAGACCCCCCACAUCCCCAGCAGCUCUGAUGAGCCCAGCCCUGCAGAUGGUGGUCUGCUCAGCCCAGAGUCCUCCCGAUUCCCUAGCAAGAGGCAGCCUGCACAGGGCCUCCAGCCCAUGCGUGACUUGCGGUGCCACAUCGAGAGCGGUAGCAUCUGCAGCGACCACUCCGUCAAAAAAGAGGAUGGCUCAUCACACUCAUCGGCCUGUGUGGUUGACACCACUACCAAAGGGUGCCUGGAGGAGGCCGUGGCCUGGAAAGCUCGUUUCGGCAGCUCCGUGGUGCGAGGCCUCCUGGCCGUGAGCCUGGCGGCCAAUGCUCUCUUCACGUCCGCCUACCUGUACCAGAGCCUGCGCUGAGCCCGCGGCCCAGCCAGAGGGGCGCGGGGGUCUGCGGCCCCCAGACUCUGUGAUGCAUGUUGCUGUGGAUCCUGCCGCCCCCUCCUCUCCCUUCUCCCCCGUGGGCCUUGCUUGCUUCUACAACUGAAUGCUUAUUGCUCCCCCCGCCACCAGAGAUAGCGCUGGUGGUGAGGACCUCAACAGGGUUGUGACCUGCUCUCCAGGGAGCCACCUCCGAGACUGCCCCCUCCCCUGCUGACGUCUCUGGCUCUUUUCCCUUGAACCCCGGUGGCUUCUGUGAGGUGUGUUCGGGAUUGGAAGCUGCUGCCGAGGAGAGAGCCCAAGCCGUCUCAAAGGAGAGGAACUGGCUAGCUCUUAGGUCUCCUUCCUCCCCUUCUCUUUUGGCCUGUUUUUUGGACAGGGUGGCUGUUCUGCCCAGGUGCUCAGACGCUCAGGUGCCACAUGGUCUUCUGGGGCUGCCUGAAGACUCUCCCUGGUCUCCUUCCUUGGGCUGCUUGGCCUCAUGGUGGUGUCCAGAGCCUGGGCCCCUCGGAUACCCCAUCCACCACCUGGCCAGAGGGGCCGGCGCCACUGGGAUGCUGGUCUGUAGCAGGGAGUGAGUGGAGGCCUGCCCUGACCCGGUGGGGACUCGGAUCACCACCCGUGACCUUGUUGUGCUGUCCUGUCUUUCAGGGAUGGCUUUCCUAAGGCCAGGCUUUCUCACUUGGAGCUUGGUUUGGGAGUGAGGAAGCAGACGAGACCUUCCUGAGGUCUUGAAAGCACUUGGGGGUCGCGUGUGUGUGUGUGUGUGUGUGUGUGUGUGUCUGUGUCUGUGUCUGUGUCUCUGUGUGUCUCUGUGUGUGUGUGUGUGUGUGUUGCCUUCUGGAACCACAAAAGUUCAUGAAUUUUAGGCCCUGCAAGCACUCGGUGGGUGGGUGGGUGUCUGUGUGUGUGUGUUUCCUUCUGGUAACAGAAAAGUUCGUGAAUUUUAGGCCCCUUGGAUGGGAAGCUUGUCAUCUUAAGAACAAACAUCCUCUGCCAUCAACCUGUAGCAAGCAGGCCCUGUUUCCUCUGUCUCCUGCUGGGGCAGUGAGAUCUGCUUUAUGCCAAGGAAACUCUUUCCUCUUUCCACCGGGAUGUGGAGCUUCUGCUCCCACUCCCUCUCCCUCAUCCCUCAGGGGAUAGCCCGAGCAGCCAAACAGCGCCCAUCAACAUUGUGCAUUUUGUCACAGCUCACACCCUGGCUCCCCUCACCCCAUCCCCAACAAGAGUCCUGUUCAGCAGUCACACUGCCUCCCUCUGCCCUCUCCUGCACAGGUCCGUCUGCUCAGGGUCCCUGACCCAGCUCUCUUCAUGUGGCCUCUUCUUUUUUGUUUGUUUUUUCUUUGCCUAUGGAGAGAGGGGCGUUUGGGGAUGCGAGCUAAGAUCCAGCAUCCUCCCUUGAGCACUGAUUUUUCCCAGGCCAGCUCCUCUCUUUCUCUCCACCCGCUGUCGGUGGGGGGCUUCACUGUGAAACCUCUCCCCCAGUGACCUACCCUGUUCAAAGUCGAUGGAUGGUGCUACCUCCAGCCUUCCGUGCUCACCUCGGAGCCACCAUCUGUGUUCGUCCAGGCUCUCGUUUCAGCCUCCCUCCCCCUCUCCUCUGCCGUACCUGCCUCUGUUUUCACCUCCCAUUUCCAUGUUUUCUUCUGGUGACUAGUGGCAUGGUGGUUUUCUCCAUCUGUACUUUUCUGACCUUCCCUUGCCGCAUCCCCUCAUGAGUUUGAGAGUGAUUCCAGGAGGGGCAAAGUGGCCUUUUGACACCUGGUGCUUGAACUCUCUGCUUGACGGACGAGAUGUGGCUCGCGUCCAUAUCCGUGCUUGUGUCUGUGAUCUGAGCCAAACUGUCGGUCUCGUCAUCAUUGGCUUGAGUUGAGAUUAGGAUGGAUCGUGUGUGUGUGUGUGUGUAUGUGUGUGUGUGUGUGUGUGUGUCCCAUAACUAUGGCAUUUAUGCUCGUGGGAUGGACGUCACUGUCUCAUGGGGUUGUGCUGGUUAGAAGGAAGCCCCUGGGCGUGAAUGAAUACUUGGUGGGGGUAGAGGGGUCAGGGAGAGAAUACUGGGUCUUCGGAGGGCUAUCAUAGCUUUACACAUAGUUGUAUUCAAGGAGUUUGCUUUAUUUUUCUAAAAAAAAAAUCCAACCCUUUUUUUAAACCAAUCAGGUGUUUGGGGAAGAAUGAACCGUCUUAGAAUCUUUUGUCCUAGGAGACUUUAGAUUUCUUACUCUAGAAAGUUUUUUGUUACUAUUUUUUACCAAGUGUUUGAGGAAGGGUCAGUGACUGUGGGAGUCAUCUGAGGCCUAAGUGAAUUUGUCCUUUUCCCAUCAUCUGUCCCUCCCUAAUUUGGGAUCUUGGAACCUGCUUCCUGCCCUCCAGGGGUUUUGGGGCCUCCGGAUCUCUUGGGGAGAUGGAAUUCUAAAGAAUGAGGAUUAGUUUCCAAGGCACAUCUGCUUUUCUGCAACCUUAACUUGGGGGCUGAGAAGGCAGCCUCUGAGUUAGGAAGACCUGGGUUGAAGUCCUGCUGCUGACAUAGACUGGCGGUAUGACCCUGAGCAAGUCACUUGACCCCCAGCAACUCUCUAAGACUAAGUUCCAGAGGAAUUGAUGUUUGAGGCUGGGGUUGUCAUUGAUCUGGACCUAAACCCACUCUUUCCGAAGGAAGCAGCUGGUGGACUAGUGGUUGAUGUCACCUAGUCCUAACUAAUUAGAACUUAAAGGAUAGGUGGGGGUUUUUUUUCUUCCUAUUUUAAUAAAUUAGCCCAAACAGUGAGGUUUUUGUUUGCUUGUCUGUUUUAAACACAAACACUACCACUUUUCCCAUUGGCUUCCUUCCCAAAGAAAUAGUGAGUGGGGAAACUUCAGAUAGUGCCGAAGUCUCCCAGCUGGGCUAGAACAGCCACAUCCCCCCACCCCUCAAGACUCAGGCCCUGCCUUGAGGGGAGACCCCACCCCAGCUUAUCUGGCCUCUGCAGGGGCUCCUUGCUGGGGAAGCCAGGUAGAUCUCCACCCUCCCCCCAACUUUCUUUACUCGUGGUCAUUAGUGGGUAUCUGACUGUGUCCUGGGGUGGGGGGUGGGACAUGGCGGAUGGGACGCGCAUCUCCCAGCUUUGAGUUUUGUUCUGUGUUUCAAGCAAAAAGAGACAAACCUUAUUUUUCUUUAUAAAAAAAAUAGGAAAUUAAAAAAAUAAGAUGUCUGUGGUA